CCUACAACCUCUAUAUGGCUAAUAAAUAAAUGCACCGCCCAGUUUAUAAAUAUAAUGAUGAAAUGACCUCAUAUUGACACAAGGAAAAACGAAUACAAUCGAAGGGAAUCCGACCAAAUCUAUUAGUGUUGUGUGUUGUGAAUAUGUGGAGUUGUGUUUGACGGGAGAAAUCAUGAAAUAUAUUAUUUGCUUGUGCCUGGUGGCAUGGCCAAGCGCAUUAGCAAAAUACUUCACGGGCGACAAAGAAAUCUUCAGGCCACCAAGGCCCCUCCGCAAUGACUCAUAUUUUGGAUAUAGUAUAACUUAUGACCAAAAACAUGGAAAAUUAGUAAUAAGUGCGCCCAGGGAAAAUAAUAUUGGUGUAGUAUACGAUUGUGACAUACCAUCUCGAACCUGCGCUGGUCUUCCUGUGAAAAUUGAUAGAAUAUCUCUUAAUCCAGCCUACUCUCAUGACUUUUGGUUGGGAGCCACCGUAAAAUCGGGACCAGACUUCGUGAUCAUGUGUGCGCCACGUUUCACUGAAAUUUAUGCUAGAUUUAACAUGCACGUGACCUUCGGAAGAUGCUUUUCGCAUCAGGACGGGGCAAUAAUUGAAAAAAAAAUUAUAAAUGAAGCUGAGAGAAACAAAGAUUCCGAGUCUCUAAUGGAGACUCGUAUGGACUCCUUCGGAUGGAGCAUCGACGUAGCUAGCGAUGAUAGUGUACUAGUUGGAGGCCCGGGCAUGUUUCACGGUCGUGUCAUGGUCUACACUCCAAGAUCGCUACCGACAUUUAUAAAAUACAACAAAAUGAAUAUGCCCGAAUUCGACUUUGGUUACAGUGUCGCCUCCGGAAUGUUCUUAAGUACGAAAUUGACGUACGCCAUUGGUUCGCCGUACGGAACUAGUGGAUUCGGCGAGGUUUUGUUUUUCCAAAAUCUAAAAUUUACACGAAACCUGGUGAAAGUAGUGGACACAGAUGUGAUUGGGUCAAUGUUCGGUGCUGUGUUGUGCGCUGCCAAAAUUUCUGGUAAUCAGACUGACUUGCUUGUGGGUGCUCCUACUUACGCCACAUUCGACACGUACAACCUUGGAGCAGUCUAUCUUUAUCUUUACCCCAAGAAUAAGAAAUCACCAACAUUUAAAAGAAGGAUUGUCGGGUCGUCUGCUGGAGGACAGUUUGGGAGUGCUAUUGUAAACGUGGGAGACCUGAAUGGUGACCGAAAAGAUGAAAUAGCCAUCAGUGCACCAUUUGAAAACGAUGGUAGAGGUGUUGUCUACCUCUAUAGUGGACAUGAUCUAGUUAGUGACAAAACAGAGAUGACUCUUAAUUGGAUGCAAAAGAUUGAACCUGAAGCGGAUUACGCAAAAUCGUUCGGAAUGAGUCUCACACCAUUACUGGAUUACGACAAAAAUGGAUGCAAUGAAUUGGCCAUCGGUUCGCCCUACGAAGAUAAAGUGGUUCUCCUGAGAUGUAUGGCUGCUAUAACUGUAGAGACAUCAGCCAUAUUCCCCAAUGUACAGGGCCGCGGUGCCUCUCGUGAAGUCAACUACAAUCUUCGAGUUUGUUUGACAGUAACGUAUCCAACUUUACCGGAAAAAAUUAUAGCCCGUUUGUCAACCACGGUCACUAUGACCCACUCCUCUGCUAAAUUAGCCAAAAUGGACGCCGGCGGUUAUACGUUCGAAAAAUCCCUGAACGACAGACAAAGAGAAAAUUGUGAAAAUAUUCCCUUCAUUCUUCCUCUUGACGGCAAAUAUGAUACGGAGAUAAACUACGUUGUUACAACUAAAUUAUUGGAAGAUCCCAUGGAACUGAAGAAAUUUGAUAGCUCUCGUGUGAUUCUCAGUGACCGUAGCGUCUUACAAGUUGUCCAGACUGCUUGGGCAGCCGAGUGCGCAGGCAAAAUUUGUGUGCCCAAUUUUAGUAUGACACCUUCUAUAAGUUUUGAUAACAAAAAGUACAUUAUCGGUUCGAAAAAAACCGAAAGUGUAUCUAUAUCAAUGGUUAAUAACGGAGAAGUUGCAUACGAUCCUUGUUUACGUGUCGAAAUUGUUGGAACUCGGGUGUUGAAGUACCCACCUACCUGUCAAGGUAACGGGACCAGCCUACUCUGUAUGCCUUCGACCCCAAUCAGAAAUGGCGGGAAAUGGGACACUGGUUCAAUUGACCUAGAUAUGCAACAACUUAAUAACUUGGAUGAAAAAGUGACUGUGAACGUGCAACGCUACAAUUACUGCAAAGAUACGGUUGCUACUGAAAAUCGCAAAUACACUAUUAAUAUGCAGCCAGAUCCUACUGGAAUUGUCGCUAAAGGAGAAAAUGACAUUGGCGCUAUUGUUGAUAUGACAAGAGAAGAUAUUACAAAAAAAGGAAAAAAGAUAACUCAUGUAUAUACGUUAACGAACUCUGGACCAACACACUGGGUGAAACUUGAAGUUAAAGUAAAAUUAGAGAAACAGGAUUACCUAGAGGAUGUUUCAGUACAUAUAUCAGAAUCCUACAACACUAUGAACUGUGAAAAUGAUCCAAAUGAUAAAAUGGUAUAUAUCUGUGUCGUUGAAAGUUUGAAAGUUCAAAAGGACGAGGCCAAAAUUUUAAUCCCCAUGUUUAUAAAACCUAGUACUGAACUUGAGGCAAUCCUUGAAGAAAAGAAUGUGACUAUUUCGUCUUCGAUAUCAUAUGAACCAGUUCCAGGCCACUUAAAAAAGACAAGUAUUUCUACAUUGGUAACGCUCCAGGAAGCGAAAGUACCUCUGAUGAUCAUCAUUAUAGCACUGUUGGUGGGUCUUCUCAUCGUUCUUAUCAUCGCUAUCAUCCUAUACAGGGUUGGUUUCUUGCAGCGUAAGAAGAAAAAAGAAUUAGAAAAUUUAAGAAGAAGUGUCAAACGGCAAACUAUUUUGAGACGGUCUACAAUGCCCACACAGACGAAUUCUCAAGGAAGUGAAGAGCGAAGGCAAGUCUUGGAAGGUAUCAAUGAUGCCGACGAAGAUAUACUAGUUACUAAAAAAUAAUACUUAUUUAUCCUAAACAUAUUAUAUAUUCG
This is a messenger RNA of Spodoptera exigua (beet armyworm), 3024 nucleotides long. The record is from the annotation of a GenBank genome assembly. Lineage: Eukaryota; Metazoa; Arthropoda; Insecta; Lepidoptera; Noctuidae.